AUGACUGACCCAAACCAGAGCAUCGUCGACCCUGUCGCUAACAACGUCCAGCCCGUCACCAAGAACGAGGACGACGACAAGAAGGUCUUUGCCGGCAACCUUGCUUUUGCUACCACCGAGGAUCAGCUCAAGUCUCUCUUCUCCGAGGCUGGUAAAGUCACACACGCUCAGAUCAUCACUCGCGGCACUCGUUCUCUCGGCUACGGCUUUGUCACCUUCUCCUCCGAGACUGAAGCACAGACUGCCAUUCAGCUGCUCAACAAGCGCGAUGUCGACGGUCGCGAGAUCAGCGUAGAGUCCGCCAAGCCCCAGACUGCCGCCGACGCCGAGAAGCCAAAAGCACGUAGGACCCGUUCCAAGAAGGGCACCGAGUCGUCGUCGUCGUCGCGCGCGCCGCGUCGUGCUCGUGCUGAUGAGGGUGAGGAGGGAGCCGCCGAGGAGGAUGCAGCGAAGGCUGUCAACGGUGACGAAGCAAAGGAGGCUAAUGGCACCAAGCCUUCCAAGUCCGCCAAGCGCAGGCAGAAGAAGAAGGCUGCUGCUGCCGCCGCUGGUGCCGAUGGCGAGGCCGCUGCCACCUCUGGUGACGCAGCAGCCGAGUCGAGCGAAGCCAAGGCCCGCGCCCCCCGUGCCAAGCGCGAGCCCAAGGGCAAGCCCACCGGCGAGCCCUCCAAGACGCUCGUCUUUGUCGCCAACCUCGCCUUUGCCACCACCGACGACUCGCUCAAGGCCGCCUUCUCGGAUUACAAGGUCAAGUCGGCCCACGUCGUCAAGCGCCGCAGCGGCAACCGCUCCAAGGGUUUCGGAUUCGUCGACUUUGAGGAUGCUUCGGAGCAGCAGCGCGCCAUCGCCGCGGCGCAAGGCAAGCAGAUCGAUGGACGAGAUGUCACUCUGCAGGUGGCUGUUCAGACUGACAAGGAGGACCAGGUCGAGGCUGCUGAGGCCACUCCUGCCGCUGCCGCCUAA
Kalmanozyma brasiliensis GHG001 is the source of this 963-nucleotide messenger RNA. RefSeq names its product RNA recognition motif domain protein. Gene Ontology annotation, cellular component: cytosol. Lineage: Eukaryota; Fungi; Basidiomycota; Ustilaginomycetes; Ustilaginales. Gene Ontology annotation, molecular function: mRNA binding. The record is from RefSeq and is a predicted model, not a curated record. The transcript has 2 exons. The coding region runs from base 1 to 963 and encodes 320 amino acids.